Messenger RNA from Amblyraja radiata (thorny skate), 2873 nucleotides. RefSeq names its product protocadherin-10-like. Gene Ontology annotation, biological process: homophilic cell-cell adhesion. Gene Ontology annotation, molecular function: calcium ion binding. Lineage: Eukaryota; Metazoa; Chordata; Chondrichthyes; Rajiformes; Rajidae. The coding region runs from base 168 to 2720 and encodes 850 amino acids. The record is from RefSeq and is a predicted model, not a curated record. Gene Ontology annotation, cellular component: plasma membrane. The transcript is spliced from 2 exons.
GUGCCCGCCGGCUGUCUGACUUGAAGCGAAGGACCGACCGAUGUGCGUCUUUACGCAUAUCGCUCGUUAACCCUCGCUGAAAAAACAAUGCUCGGCUUGGCUUUGCCUUCCGCUCCCCAGUGCUGAAUGUAACUACAACUUGCCGGCUCUGCGACACAGCACAAGGAAUGCGCGGAGCGAUGGCUAGUUCUCACUCAGACACCUGCCCCAAGUGGCGUCUGAUAACCUUUGUCAUCUGGACUUGCCUCUGGGAGUUUAUCAGCGGUCAGAUCCGCUACUCUAUUCCCGAAGAGUUGAAGCACGGGGCGUUUGUUGGGAAUAUCGCCGAUGAUUUGGGACUUGAUGUCAGGCAGCUGUCGGCGCGGCGGUUUCGUAUCGUCCCUGCGGCCAACACUCAGUACUUGGAGGUCAAUCUGGAGAACGGGAUUUUGUUCGUGAACGAAAAAAUGGACAGAGAGUUGCUGUGCGAUUUGACUUCCAGCUGUUUCCUGCAUCUGGAGAUCGUGGUGGAAAACCCGCUGGAGUUACACCGGGUGGAGGUGGAGAUAUUGGAUGUGAACGACAAUUCCCCCAGUUUCCCCUGGAGGGAAUUCCGCUUGGAGAUCGCCGAGUCGGUGGCUCUGGGUUCGCGUUUCCCGCUUGAGAACGCUCACGACCCGGACGUUGGCACCAACUCGCUGCAGACCUACAGGCUCAGUCCCAACCAGUACUUCCAGCUGGAGGUGCAGACUCGCAAGGGGCGCAAUAAGUUCCCCGUGUUGGUGCUGGACAGGUCACUAGACCGGGAGAACCAGGCGGUGCACCAGAUGGUGUUGACGGCCGUGGACGGCGGGGUGCCGGAGAGGUCGGGCACCGCUCUGGUCAUUGUCACCGUCCUGGAUGUCAACGACAACGCUCCUGUCUUCGACCAGGCUGUGUAUACCGUCUGUCUGGUGGAAAACGCGCUGAGAAACACCUUGGUGAUCAAACUGAACGCCACCGACUUGGACCAAGGGUCCUACGGAGAGGUAACCUACUCCUUUAGUAAUCAUGCCCCAGCCCGCUUGCGCCAGCUCUUUCGGGUCGACCCCCAAACGGGCGAAAUUCGAGUCAAGGGUGUGGUGGAUUAUGAAGAGGCGAGUGUUUACGAGAUUUAUGUCCAGGCGAAAGAUAAGGGUCUUUACACGGCGGCCGUGCAUUGCACGGUGGUGGUGGAAAUUAUCGAUGUCAAUGACAACGCGCCCGAGCUGAUCUUGACCUCUGUGUCCAGUCCAGUCAGGGAGGACGCGAUGCUGGGGACGGUGAUCGCUCUGAUCAGUGUGACCGACCGCGACUCGGGCGACAACGGGAAGACCUACUGCCGCAUCCCGUCUCAUCUCCCUUUCAAACUCCAGUCGUCUUUCAAGAACUAUUACACUCUGGUUACGGACGAUCACUUGGAUCGCGAGCGGGUUUUUGAGUACAAUGUGAGCAUUACUGUCACUGACUCCGGCACCCCUUCCCUCUCCACCGUCAAAACCAUUCUCGUUAAGGUGUCGGAUGUCAAUGACAACGCGCCCCGCUUCGCACACCCGUCCUACACGGUGUAUCUAAUGGAGAAUAACGCGCCCGGUGCGUCUAUCUGUUCGGUGUCAGCCUGGGAUCCCGAUUCCGAGCAGAACGCCUAUGUGUCUUACUGCAUCUUGGACGGUAAAAUCAAAGGCACUCCUAUAUCAUCCUACGUCUCCAUCAACUUAAACACGGGCAACCUCUAUGCGCUGCGCUCUUUUGACUAUGAGCAACUCAAGAAUUUCCGAGUUCAAAUCCAAGCGCAAGACGCGGGCUUCCCAUCCCUUCACAACAACGUAACAGUAACCGUGAUCAUCUUGGACCAGAACGACAACGCUCCCGCGAUCGUGUCCCCGCUUCCUCCCAACGGCUCGGUCGAGUGGGUGCCACGCUCCGCCGAUGCCGGUCACCUCGUGGCCAAAGUAACAGCGGUGGACGAUGACUCGGGUCAGAACUCCCGGCUGAGUUACCAGCUGGCCCAGGCGACCGACCCGGGACUGUUCAGCAUGGCACCCUUCACGGGAGAGAUCAGGACGACGCGCCGCCUUGAAGACUAUGAUGCCCCCAGCCAGAAGUUGGUUGUCCAUGUCACAGACAAUGGGAAGCCACCGCUCUCCACCUCGCUCACCAUCAGCGUUUCAAUAGUCGAUAGUAUUCCCGAGGUCAUCGCAGACUUAACAGAGGGGCCCCAAACCAUCGAAUUCUUCUCCGAGUUCAACCUUUACUUAAUCGUCUCGCUCGGCUCCGUCUCCUUCGUGUUCCUCUUGGCUAUCAUCGCCCUGAUCUCCAUCAAGUGUCACAAGGAUAGGCACGGCACCCUUGGCGACCGAUGCCCUCUCAGUACCUGUUGCCUCCGGGGCUCCCGCCGCUGCUGCCGUUUCCGCAGGAAACACUCCAGGGACGUGUUGAAUAAUUCACACACAAACUUCCAGAUGCCUCCCAGUGUGAAAGCCCCGCCGAGUUCAGUGGAUGUAGCGGGCGGCAGCGGUGGCACGCUCUCCCAGACCUACUGCUACAAAGUGUGCCUGAGUCCCGAAUCGGCCAAGAGCGACUUAAUGUUCCUCAAACCUUACAAUUCAUCCACGACCGGGGGGACCAAAGCCAAACCCGUCAGCCCCCACGUGAGUACUGCCAGAAAAGAGGGGUCAGACGGGACUAAUAUUGGAAGCAACGGAUCCAGCGAGGUGAGUUGAGACAAAGCAUGAUCAGAUAUUUGUCCAUUGAACUGCAGGAGCGCAGGGGACGAGGGGUUGACCUUAUAGAAGUGUGCAAAAUCACGAGAGAAAUAGAUGGGGUGCAUGCAUGGAGUCUUUUACCCAGAGUAGGGGAAUCAAGGACCAGAGGAC